GAGCCCCUCGAGGCGCGGAAGACGGCGCCGGCCGCCGUUGGCUCCACCAGCAAGAUCCGCAGCUCGGCUAUCGUGCUACAGACGGACGAGGAGCUGUGCGUGGGGAUGUACAAGGUGCUGGAGGCGGUGAAGGCGCACGAGGAGGCCUGGCCCUUCCUCGACCCCGUGGAGGAGGAGUACGCGCCCAACUACUACGCCGUCAUUCGGCGGCCCAUGGACCUCAACAAGCUGGAGAGCCGGCUGGACGCGGGCGUCUAUGUCAGCCGGCAGCAGUUCGAGGCAGACUUCAAGCUCAUCGUCGACAACUGCAAGCUGUACAACGGCCUGGAGAAUGAGUACACUGGGAUGGUGGUGAACAUUGAGGGUGCCUUCCACAAGGCGGUGCGCAAGUACCUGGACACGGAAGAGGACGAGGAGGAGAUCUUCAUUGACGUGUCGCAAGUGCCGGUGGUGGCGCGCCGCGCCACACCGCGGCCAGCCGUCGGCGGCACCACCAAGCGUCGUGGUCGCCGGUCUGGCCCGGAGGCAACGGCCGGGCACGGUCGCAAGAAGGUGGCGCCCUUUAUCGACUACAGUGACGACGAGCUGCUGGCUUCGCCGGCUGCCAAGCCGCCGACGCGCGAGGACACGGAACGGCUGUUUGAUGAUCUACUGCGUACGGCGUCCUCGGAGCUGACCGCUGCCGUCACCAACACCACCACCACCACGGACGUCGCGUCCGAGGCCGACGCGUACACGUUCCGGGAGGAGCCGGACGAGCUGGCAAGCAGUGACUCGAAGGCUGGGCCGACCGAGCGGCGUGAGCGCAGGAGCAGGCGCCAGAAGCGGUCCCGAGUGAACAAGGAGAAGAGGAACAGCAAAAAGAAAAAGCGGAAAAGACGCGAGCGCGAGAAACGCGAACAAGAGCGUCUGGACGAUGCGUCGGCCGAUGUUUCCAACAUAAGGGCGGAGGCGGUCCAGCGUCAGGAGAAACCGUGCCCUCUCGGCGUGUCAGAGGCGGCCGCCGCCGGCGGACCGCCUGCCCCGGGCUCGGACAGCGAGGACAGCGGUUCGUGGCCGGACCUGGCCCCCGAGCCGACCGCCCAGAAGGAGGAGAGCGCCAAGCUGGGCGAGCUGAUUUCGCGCGUGCGUGAGUCGCGCGGGAGCGGCACCACGCUGUUGGCCAACAGGUCCGGCCUGACCAUGGGCAAGGUGCUGGGCGGUGGCGGCAGCGAGCGCACGGGCGAGGAGGCUUGGGAGGAGAUGGUGGUUCGUCGGCUGAAGGCCGAGCCGCCGGUGGCCGGGUGCCGCGCUGAGGAGGCUGACGAGCCGCUCCGGCUGAUAGCCGAGCCGACCGAGGGCCGAGAGCUGCCCGUGCUCCGCAAAACGGCCACGCCUAACCUGAGCGCCUGGUUCCAUGCGUUCAGCUCGCAGAAGGCGGCGGAGCCAGCGCCGCCGCCGGCUCAGCUGCGCCGCGCCAAGUGGCCUCCGCCGCGCGAAGAGCCUCGCUCGUCGCGGCCGUCGCAGGUGGAGGCGAAGCAGCUGGAUGAGCCCGAGGUAGACCCCUACGAGUAUGACGACGAAGAGCUGGAGAAGGCGCGGCUGCAGGUUAAGGCGCGCGAGGCGCAGCGACUGGAGUCGUCCGACGGCCGCUCGCCGUUUUAUCUGACGAGCUCUGAGAGCGAGAAGUCGCCGAUGACGCCCGGCGGCGGCAUCGCGGUGGCGCAAUCAGCCCCGCAGGCGGUGGCCCAGCCGGUCCCGCAGGCGGUGGCACAGUCGGCCCCGCAGGCGGUGGCGCAGCCUGCGACGGCCGGUUCUCUGCUGGGUAACCUAGCGCACCUGUCGCAGCUGGUGACCCGCCUGCCGACGCAACAAGCCCGUGGAAAGACCCCGACCAACGGCGAUCAGCAACAGCAACAGUCGGCCCAGCAGCUGCUGCAGCAGCAGAAGAUUCGGCAGCUCGAGCAACAGGUCAAAUUGAUCGAGCAGAAACAGAAGAUCAAGUUAGCUGUAGAGCAGCAGCAGAACGAGAAGGAGCAGCAGCAGCAACAGCAGCAGCGGCACCGCACGCACUGGGCGGCGCCGGCUACCCGUAUCUGCUGGCAGUACUACCGGCAACAGGGUGAACUGCUGCUGCACCACCAGGCCGGCGCCGCCAUGAUGGGUCUGAUGGGCGCCGCCGCCGGCGGCUACCCGCCCGGCUACCCGCAGCUCUCGUCGCUGCGCCAGCCGUUCCAGCCGCCGGGGGUAACGCGCUCGCCUUUCUUUUAG
Pollicipes pollicipes is the source of this 2250-nucleotide messenger RNA. Its product is annotated as bromodomain-containing protein 4. Gene Ontology annotation, biological process: chromatin remodeling. Gene Ontology annotation, molecular function: protein binding. Gene Ontology annotation, cellular component: CERF complex. The coding region runs from base 106 to 2250 and encodes 714 amino acids. The record is from RefSeq and is a predicted model, not a curated record. Lineage: Eukaryota; Metazoa; Arthropoda; Thecostraca; Pollicipedomorpha; Pollicipedidae. The transcript is spliced from 11 exons.